CGCGCAGACGGACCAGAUCUUUCUCUAAACUUUUCAGCUGGAACGAGAGAGAAUGCUCUCGAUCUCGGUGGCGGUGGUGACCUGGCUGGUCUGUCUGAAGACUUUCUCUGCAGCCCUGGAUCCGGGCCUGGAUAAAGACUGGGAAGACUGGAUGAGCACCCAUGGCAAAGUGUACGCCAAGGGGGAAGAGGCCUUCCGGAGAGCCACCUGGGAGGAGAAUCUGCGCAGAAUUAAACAACACAACUACGAGGCUUCCCUGGGGAUGCACACCUACACGAUGGGCAUGAACCACUUCGGCGAUUUGACUGAAGAGGAAUUUAACCAGAGGCUGAACUGCUUCCGUCCUGACUUGGCCGAACAAGAUGGUGGCAAUGACACCUUGUUCCAAGAAACGUCCAAUCUGGAAAUUCCCAGACACGUAGACUGGCGCACCAAAGGUUACGUCACCAGAGUGAAAGACCAGGGCACCAGCUGUAGGUCUUGCUGGGCGUUCAGUGCCACCGGAGCGCUUGAGGGCUUGCAUUUCAAGAAGACGGGCAGGCUGGUCUCGCUGAGUGAACAGAACCUCAUCGAUUGCUCCUGGGGGCAAGGCAACAAGGGCUGCGGCGGAGGGUCCAGGAAUCAGGCCUUCAAGUACGUUAGUCUGAACAAAGGCAUCGCAUCCGAGCAAACCUAUCGCUACGAAGCAAGGAAUGGAAGAUGUCGGUACAACCCCCGGCAACGAGCAGCUACCUGUACUUCAACGGUCAGAAUUGCAAAGAACAACGAGAGAGCCCUAGAACAGGCUGUGGCCACAGUCGGGCCAGUUUCUGUCGCGGUUGAUUCGAGACACAUGAAGCAGUACACCGGAGGAAUCUAUUACAACAAGGGGUGCAGAGGUUCCUUGAACCAUGCCAUGCUGGUGGUCGGCUACGGCUUUACCAGGGAACACCAGAAAAUAAAGAAUUACUGGAUCUUGAAGAACAGCUGGUCUGAACGCUGGGGUGAGAAAGGCUACAUGCGGCUGGCGAAAGGAGUCAACAAUCAGUGUGGUGUUGCAAGUGAUGCGAGCUUCCCCGUCCUGUGACCAGCUGCGGGGGCCACGAUCCCAUCUUCUGGAACUGUCCCAGCUACAAAGCAACAAUAGACCAACCACUACCUCCUC
Molecule: messenger RNA, 1144 nt
Organism: Elgaria multicarinata webbii
Lineage: Eukaryota; Metazoa; Chordata; Lepidosauria; Squamata; Anguidae
Product: procathepsin L-like
Exons: 8
Coding region: 53-1066 (337 amino acids)
Biological process (GO): immune response; positive regulation of peptidase activity; positive regulation of apoptotic signaling pathway
Cellular component (GO): lysosome
Molecular function (GO): cysteine-type endopeptidase activator activity involved in apoptotic process; cysteine-type endopeptidase activity
Source: RefSeq, a predicted model, not a curated record